Glycine soja is the source of this 1526-nucleotide messenger RNA. RefSeq lists its product as uncharacterized. The transcript has 5 exons. Bases 327 to 1412 code for a protein of 361 amino acids. The record is from RefSeq and is a predicted model, not a curated record. NCBI's taxonomy places the organism in Eukaryota, Viridiplantae, Streptophyta, Magnoliopsida, Fabales, Fabaceae.
AGAAUAUAAUUAUUUGAUCAAAUAGUUUACUUCAAAAAUAUGUCGCAAAUCUUAUUAACGGAAGUGGUUAAAAGCUACUUUGGCACGAGUCUGUCAAACCAUAUGAAAUGUUAGCAAAUGGCAACAGAUAGACAAAAAAAGAUGCUCCUAAUAUGGAACCUUUCAAAGGAUAUCCUCAAGGAAAUGACUUCAAAAAGUCAAAAACACAAAUACAAGCGCACACACAACACAAUCCUCUUUUAUUUUAAGGAGGAAGUAACCAAAUUCAGCUUCCAUUCCAUUGAUGUGCAUAAAAAGUUUGUGUAAAAUCUAUAGGUCUAGAGCAAAUGAAAAGAGUAAAACAUCAUCUUAAAUUGUUGACACAAAUCCCCCUGGUUCAGACACAGAAUAUCUGCAGAUGUUUCUGUCAAGGCACUCAACUAUCUCCAAACCACAACGGUUCAUCAGAUGAUUUUCCCGUGGUUUCACCAAGAAUCAAACUCAGAGAUGGGAGGCACCUUGCCUAUAUUGAGAGAGGCGUCCCCAAAGACAUAGCAAAGUACAAGAUCGUCAUUGUGCACGGCUUUGGAAGCUCCAAAGAGAUGAAUUUUCUGGCACCCCAAGAAUUAAUAGAUGAGUUGGGUAUAUAUCUUCUGCAAUAUGACCGGGCUGGAUAUGGAGAAAGUGAUCCAAACCCCAAACGCUCACUGAAAAGUGAAGCACUUGACAUUCAAGAGCUUGCUGAUCAGCUACAAUUAGGACCACAGUUUUAUGUGAUUGGAGUCUCAAUGGGUUCAUACGCUACUUGGAGUUGUCUAAAGUAUUUGCCCCACAGGCUUGCAGGGUUGGCACUGAUAGCACCAGUGAUCAAUUACAGGUGGCCUUCAUUCCCUAAGAGACUGAUAAGGGAGGACUACAGGAGGAAACUUGUCCAGUGGUGUAUGUGGCUUGCAAACCACUGGCCUAGACUAUUGCAUUGGUGGGUCACUCAAAAGUGGCUCCCUUCAACUGCUGUCAUAGAGAAGAACCCUGCAUUUUUCAACAAAAGUGAUGUGGAUAUUCUAAAGACAAUUCCUGGGUUCCCUAUGCUUACAAAGGACAGUUUAAGGGAAAAGGCUGUUUUUGACACUCUUCGCCAUGACUGGAGGGUGGCUUUUGGAAAAUGGGAAUUUGACCCAAUGAAGCUAAGUAAUCCAUUCCCUCACAAUACAGGUUCGUUUCACAUUUGGCAUGGCUACGAAGAUAAGGUUGUGCCCUCUGAACUCCAGAGAUUUGUUUCAGGGAAGCUGCCCUGGAUACAGUAUCAUGAAGUUCCAGAUGGUGGCCAUUUAAUUAUAUACUAUAGGGGCUUGUGUGAGGCCAUUUUGAAGGCACUUUUACUUGGACAAGAAAAUGUUGCAUAUAGAUCUAAAGCACCAUUAUUUGAAUCUUAAUAUGCCAUGAUUUCAAAAUCUAAUAUGUAUAUUAUUAGAUUUUUUAAAGGAAACUGUCAAUUGUAUAAAUUACAUUUGUUUGGCAAAUAAAAAGAAUAUGUGUGAAUUGCAUUC